AGAUGGAACGGCUACAGGGAAAGGUGGAGCAGGAGGAAGAAAGAUCCAGGAGAAUCAAGGAGUUGGAAGAAAUCCUGGAGAAGGAGAAGGAGAAAGGACAGUCUGCUCAAGCAAAGACUCAAGAAGCAGAGGAAGAGACACAUAGGGUACGGAGUACAUUGGAAGAGGAGAUCUCAGCUCUUAAGUUUCAGCUCAGCUCUGAAGCCAUGCAAUAUCAACAAACACUUCAGGGAUACCAUGAACAAGAAAGUGAUCUUGAGAGCUUGAAGAUUCAGAAUAAUGAACAGCAACAAACGAUCCAAGAACUCAGUAAUGAAAUAGAGACUGUCAAGAAACAAAGCAAUCAAGAUAAAAUCAACUUUCAAAAGAAGCUCUCAGAACAGGAAAAUGAAAUUGCAAGGCAAGAGCAGCAGAUCACCAUACAUGAAGCCAGUGUUGAAGAGUUAUCAAGAUGUCUUGAAGAAGAAAAAAGAAAAAGUGUUUCAUUACAGUCAGAGGUGACGGAACUACGGAAUGAAAGCGGAAACCGAGUGACCAGUCUAGAAAAAGAACUUGCUUUGGCUGAAGAUGACAAUGAACAAUUAAAGAAACAGCUUGUGAAACUCAUCAAGGAAAAGGACACUUUGUGGAAAAGGACAGAGAAAUUGGAGUACCAUAGAAAAAUGAAAGCAUCUGAAAGAUGGCUAGACGAUAAACAGGUGACUCAGUGCAUGUCCUGUAUGUGUGAGUUUAGUCUGACUGUUAGGAAACAUCACUGCCGUCUUUGUGGAAGAAUAUUUUGUGCAAAAUGUACAGACUUCUUUGUACUGACCUCCCAUAGCAAGAAGAAGAGCCGAGUGUGUGAGCAGUGUUACGUAGGUCACCAGCAUUCCCUGGAGGCUGCUAGUGUCAAUACAUCUAUCAUAUCAACCAACUCUCAUGAUGAUAGCCUAGAUGAUGGUCAUCCUUCCAAUCAGAGUACAAGAGACAUGCCGGGUGGGUCAAGCUCUGUUGCUAGUGAUGAAGGAUUGUCAGAUGUGAUGUCAGAGAGUGUGAACAGUGAGCCUGUCACCAUGGAUGAUGUUGAUGAAUCACUAAGGAUUGUGGGAAUGGAUGCAAUAGCCCAAGGUGAUCCUAAACAUAGGUUAAAUCGAGAAGACAUGGUACCUUCUCCAACCCUCACCUCUGAGAAUACUGCAUCAGAACCUGACUUUGAUAUAAUUGGUGAAGAUGAAGUAUCUGCUGCUAGACAAGAUGAAAAAGACAAUGAGGAGAAUGAGAGGGAUUCCAAACCUGAUGAAAAUACCAGAACUGAUGGUCAAUUGCUGAGUGCAGAUGAGCUAGAAGGAGAAGGGUUAACUGGAGAAGAAGUAACUGUAGCUGCUUAUCAGAAGCAUCAUCUACCUGUAGCUAUCAAUGAUGUGGGUCUCAUGCUAUGCUGGGAGUUUGUUUCAUCCCCAAAGAGUAUUGGUUUCUCAGUAGUAUUUCAAGACUCUUCAGAUACUACCUCACCUCAAGAAGAGUUGAUACCUCUUUGUAAAUGCAACUCACAUCAACAUGCUGUCCAAGGAGAACUCUUAGCUAGGAAACCUGGAAUAUAUACCCUUAUCUUUGAUAACAAAUUUUCAAGGUUUACAAGCAAAACAGUGAAGUACAGUCUCACUAUCAAUAGGCCGGAAGCAGCAUACUGAUUACCAAUACUUGAUUUUUUGAUGAAGUAAAGUGCAAAUAUAAUCUUUUUCCAUUCCAUUUCUUCAAAAAGAAUUCAUGAUAAUAAAAUGUAUUGUAAAAGUUCCAGCGGUAUACCCUUUUUUUCUAUUUCCGAUCACUUACCAUAUAAUUAAAUCAUUUACCAUAAUAAUUGUCUACAUUUUGGUUUAUCUAAAUCUCAUAUUUUUGUUCUAAUUUCCCAAAAUUCGCCUUUGUUACUAAUGCCUUAGAAUGAGUUAUUCAUUCUCAACUUGGAAAAUUGCAAAGGUUGCAAAAUGCAGCUGUGUGUAUUGUAACUCUAUCUAGCAAGCGCAGCCACAUCACCCCUAUAUUGAAAACUCUUCACUGGUUGCCCCUGAAGGAACGCAUAGUCUUUAAAAUCCUUCUUUUGAUUUUUCAUACAGUCAAUGGAACUUCCCCUAGUUACAAUAGGUCUUUGAUGCAUCAUUACCAACCCUCAAGAAAUUUACGAUCCUCAUCAUCUAAUCUCUUACAAAUUCCAGUUGCUAAGAAAUCAUGAGGGGAGCGGGCCUUUGCUCAUGCAGGACCUAGCCUGUGGAAUUCUCUCCCACACAGUUUGAAAACCCAGACUUCAGUGACCACC
This is a messenger RNA of Lytechinus variegatus (green sea urchin), 2293 nucleotides long. Its product is annotated as FYVE and coiled-coil domain-containing protein 1-like. Gene Ontology annotation, biological process: plus-end-directed vesicle transport along microtubule; positive regulation of autophagosome maturation. Gene Ontology annotation, molecular function: metal ion binding. The transcript has 12 exons. Lineage: Eukaryota; Metazoa; Echinodermata; Echinoidea; Temnopleuroida; Toxopneustidae. The record is from RefSeq and is a predicted model, not a curated record. Gene Ontology annotation, cellular component: late endosome; autophagosome; lysosome. Bases 3 to 1670 code for a protein of 555 amino acids.